Marasmius oreades (fairy-ring Marasmius) is the source of this 1856-nucleotide messenger RNA. RefSeq lists its product as uncharacterized. Gene Ontology annotation, molecular function: catalytic activity. Lineage: Eukaryota; Fungi; Basidiomycota; Agaricomycetes; Agaricales; Marasmiaceae. The transcript is spliced from 6 exons. The record is from RefSeq and is a predicted model, not a curated record. Bases 206 to 1291 code for a protein of 361 amino acids.
CGUCAAUCGACAAUUCACUCUCUGUUGUGUCCGCCAAUUCACUUCACACUCACAACCUGCCAUUAUGCCGCGCUCAUCGUGUGUGGGCCUUCUGUUCCCCUUCCAGACCCAUUGAAUCACCAGAUGGUUAAUAACAAACUCCUAUAACAAGAAACCGGCUUACUCUCGACACCCAGCACAAGUAUAUAGGCUAGCUAGGCGAAGGAUGAAUCCUCUCGGAUCUGUCUCGAUUUACGACUCAAUCUUUCGUACCAUAUUCACCAACGAGGGGAUACGCGCUAUAUUCAGCGACAGGGCUUACAUCUCUCGGUGUAUUGAAGCAGAAGUAGCCCUCGCAAAGGCGGAAGCAACGCUAGAAGUUAUCCCAGCGGAUGCUGCUGAGAAGAUCGCCGAAGGCUGCCAAAGUGUUGCGGAUAAACUGGAUUGGGAACGCCUUCAACACGAUGUUGAAAUAGUCGGAUAUCCUAUCCUGGGAUUGGUUAGACAGCUGGAUAAGUUGUGUGGGGAAAGUGGGAAAUACAUACAUUGGGGUGCUACCACUCAAGAUAUCAUGGAUACCGCAAGCAUUCUCCAAAUCAAAGCUGGGCUUGACAUGAUUUCUCGUCAACUCAACUCGGUCCGAAUAAUACUGGUGGGUCUCGCUGCCAAGUAUCGUGAUGCACCCAUGGCGGGUCGUACGCACCUUCAGCAUGCUCUUCCCAUUACUUUCGGAUACAAAUGCGCAGUUUGGCUUUCUUCUCUGGACCGACAGGAUGAACGCCUGCAGCAGCUGUUAUCCAGAGUGCUGCUGGUUCAGUUUGGUGGGGCUGCAGGUACACUUGCAUCUUUAGGAACCAGCGAUAUUGGCCUCAGGGUUCGAGCUAAAAUGGCGGAGGAACUUGGCUUACAGGUUCCGCUCAUUUCGUGGCAUGUUGCUCGCGACGGUAUUGCAGAAUGUGUUUCGUUUCUUUCGAUUCUUGGGGGAACGCUUGGAAAAAUUGCUUUGGACUUACUUCUCAUGAGCUCCUCCGAGUUUGGGGAGGUUCAAGAACCCUUCGUACCGCACCGGGGGGCGUCCUCUACCAUGCCUCAAAAACGAAACAGCAUAUCCUCCGAAGUCAUUCUUGCCUGCUCGAAACUCCUCCGGCAGCACGCAGCAACGGCUCAGGACGCAAUGGUUUCGGAUCUCGAGCGUGCCUCAGGUCCUUGGCACCUAGAAUGGAGUUGUGUGCCCGAGGCAUUUUGUGCUGCCAGUGGGGCAUUGAAACAGACAGAGUUUGUUCUAGAUGGCCUGGUAGUUGACACGAAGUGAGUGUUAAUUUAUCCUUGUUCAUUGCCUAACCUACGUUUGACAUAUGCAUGAAGUCGUAUGCUCUUGAAUCUGGAUAUGUCUAAAGGGCUCAUUGUUGGGGAAGCAGUCAUGAUGGGCCUUGCACCAGUCUUUGGGCGUAAUGGAGCACACGAUGUGGUAUACGAGGCAUGCAGAGCCUGUAUUGACGAGGGCAAUGCAUCCGGAGUGCAAGGUCGACUCGCUGACAAGCUGAAAUCCAAUCCUCAUGUUACCGGAAAAAUGAAGGAGGAAGAAAUCGAUCGGUUGUGCGAUCCGAUGAAUUAUCUGGGAAGCUGUAGAGUGAUGGUGGACCAAGUGCUCGGAAAGAGGUCCGAACGCUGAGCGCUGAGUGCUGAACUGUCGUUGACUUGCUUCAAGACCGAUUUUAUGAACAUCGGAAGAAGAAAAAUACCAAAUUCGUUGAAACUAUAGCUAGGCCUGUGCCCGGCAAACUUCGAGCUAGCUUGGUAGUUCAUGAUCAGAUAAAUAGGUUGACAAGUUUCACACCUAGGUAAACGGAACGUUGACCAGUCUGAGGUACGCUGAC